Molecule: messenger RNA, 2819 nt
Organism: Neogale vison (American mink)
Lineage: Eukaryota; Metazoa; Chordata; Mammalia; Carnivora; Mustelidae
Gene: SYT7
Product: synaptotagmin 7
Exons: 12
Coding region: 48-1883 (611 amino acids)
Biological process (GO): cellular response to calcium ion; calcium-ion regulated exocytosis; regulation of calcium ion-dependent exocytosis
Cellular component (GO): axon; membrane; synapse
Molecular function (GO): SNARE binding; calcium ion binding; calcium-dependent phospholipid binding
Source: RefSeq, a predicted model, not a curated record
CGCGGGCGGCUCUGAGGAGCCCGGAGGGAGCCGGCGACGAGGGGACCAUGUACCGGGACCCGGAGGCGGCCAGCCCAGGGGCACCCACCCGCGAUGUCCUGCUGGUCUCUGCCAUCAUCACCGUCAGCCUUAGCGUCACUGUCGUCCUCUGCGGCCUCUGCCACUGGUGUCAGCGCAAACUGGGCAAACGCUACAAGAACUCCUUGGAGACCGUGGGCACGCCAGACUCAGGGCGUGGGCGCAGUGAGAAGAAGGCCAUCAACGAUCUAGACAGAGACUUUUGGAAUAACAAUGAGAGCACAGUGCAGCAGAAAUGGAGCUCCUAUCCUCCCAAGGAGUUUAUUCUAAACAUUUCACCCUACGCCCCUUAUGGCGACCCACGACUGUCCCUCAAUUUCGAGGACUCCACCCUGUCCACGGCCACUACCCUUGAGUCUAUCCCCAGCUCCACGGGAGAGCCGAAAUGCCAGCGACCCCGCACCCUGAUGCGGCAGCAGAGCCUGCAGCAGCCGCUGAGCCAGCACCAGCGGGGCCGGCAGCCCAGCCAGCCCCCCACCAGCCAGAGCCUGGGCCAGCUGCAGGCCCACGCGGCCUCGGCGCCGGGCUCCAACCCCCGGGCCUAUGGCCGGGGCCAGGCUCGGCAGGGCACCUCCGCCGGCUCCAAGUACCGGGCGGCCGGCGGCCGCAGCCGCUCCAACCCGGGCAGCUGGGACCACGUGGUGGGGCAGAUUCGAAACCGAGGCUUGGACAUGAAAUCCUUCCUGGAAGGCAGGAUGGUGGUGCUAUCCUUGGUCUUAGGGCUUUCGGAACAGGAUGACUUUGCCAAUAUCCCUGACCUGCAAAACCCAGGAACCCAGCAGAACCAGAACGCUCAGGGGGACAAGAGGUUGCCCGCAGGAGGGAAGGCAGUGAACACAGCCCCGGUGCCAGGCCAGACACCCCAUGAUGAGUCUGACCGCCGGACUGAGCCGCGUUCCUCCGUCUCGGACCUCGUCAACUCCCUCACCAGUGAGAUGCUCAUGCUCUCCCCAGGCUCCGAAGAAGACGAGGCCCACGAGGGCUGCAGCCGGGAGAACCUGGGCCGGAUCCAGUUCAGUGUCGGCUACAACUUCCAGGAGUCCACGCUCACCGUGAAGAUCAUGAAGGCCCAGGAGCUGCCAGCCAAGGACUUCAGCGGCACCAGCGACCCCUUCGUCAAGAUCUACCUGCUGCCAGACAAGAAGCACAAGCUGGAGACCAAGGUGAAGCGGAAGAACCUGAACCCCCACUGGAACGAGACUUUCCUCUUCGAAGGUUUCCCGUACGAGAAGGUGGUGCAGAGGAUCCUCUACCUCCAGGUCCUGGACUAUGACCGGUUCAGCCGCAAUGACCCCAUUGGGGAGGUGUCCAUCCCUCUCAACAAGGUGGACCUGACCCAGAUGCAGACCUUCUGGAAGGAUCUGAAGCCAUGCAGCGAUGGGAGUGGGAGCCGAGGGGAGCUGCUCUUGUCUCUCUGCUACAACCCCUCUGCCAACUCUAUCAUCGUGAACAUCAUCAAAGCCCGGAACCUCAAAGCCAUGGACAUCGGGGGCACCUCAGACCCCUAUGUGAAGGUGUGGCUGAUGUACAAAGACAAGCGGGUGGAGAAGAAGAAGACAGUGACUAUGAAGAGGAACCUGAACCCCAUCUUCAAUGAGUCUUUUGCCUUUGAUAUCCCCACGGAGAAGCUGAGGGAGACGACCAUCAUCAUCACUGUCAUGGACAAGGACAAGCUUAGCCGCAACGAUGUUAUUGGCAAGAUCUACCUGUCCUGGAAGAGCGGGCCCGGGGAGGUGAAGCACUGGAAGGACAUGAUUGCCCGUCCACGGCAGCCGGUGGCCCAGUGGCACCAGCUGAAGGCCUAAGUGUGGCCACAGGAGGCCCAGGGGGCCAAGGGCCCGGGUCCCCAUCAUGCCCUCACCACUUUAUGCACAAUGCCCGGCCUGGCCCCCGCCAUAGGUGAGGGGAGGACCAUGAGGGCUUGGCCAGGGAGGGGGUCCCAGGAGUCCGUUGGGCCCCGUUUCUAGGAAGUACCAGCCUCAUCCUCCACCGGUCCAGCUCUGGGGGAGGGGCUUUGGGAGCCAUUUUCCUGCUUUGCCCCUUUCCUUCCUGACUUGCUGAUACUAAAGAAGUGGGGGAGAGUGUGAAGGCCAGACAGGCAGAUGGGCAGACCCCUCCAGAGACCCGCCAGGUGGGCACAGUCCCCCGUUUUCUUUAAGGCAGUGCCUGGAGUGGAGAAGAGUUGCCCUCUCCCCAGCUCCCGAUACGGGCCCCGGGGAAGGAAGGCCGAGGCGUUUGGCCUGGCCUGGCCAGGAGAGGCCCAUCCCAGGGCAGUUUCAGGUGCCGGCUGGGCCCUGAAUGCCAAGGAUAGUAUAUAGCCCGCUCCAGGGUCCUGGAGCCGAAGCCUGUGUACUUGGCGUCGCGUCCACUUUGUGUGUGUGCGUGUCGGGGGGUGGUACUCUUACCCUGUCCCCCUGGGGGCCACCUGUGCAGAGAGGGCAGGCUUUCAUAAAGUGGGGGAAGGAGGCCAAGAGAGGUCAAUGCACAGAGCCAGGGGUGGGCAAGGAGAGGCAGGUGAGGGGUGAGAGUGAGAGGUGGGGUGGCGGCAAAGGAGCAGACUCUGGAGCGGGACUGAGAACUUGGCUGCCUCCAUCUCCUGCCCGUCUCUGCUCAGAGCUCUCCCGGAGCUCCUUGCUGAGCGAUUUCAUCACUUGAACAUCCUUUCACACCAUUUAGGCCCCUACUGCGUGUACCACGUUCCACCAGGACUCCCCUCCCUUCCUUCUCAGGGGUCCCACGGC